Molecule: messenger RNA, 989 nt
Organism: Labrus bergylta (ballan wrasse)
Lineage: Eukaryota; Metazoa; Chordata; Actinopteri; Labriformes; Labridae
Source: RefSeq, a predicted model, not a curated record
GGUAACACAUAACAUUGGCUUUCCCUCAAAUCAUGCUAACAAGGGUUUUUCUUGAACGCUAAAGACUUUUAGUUUGCAGUUUUUAAAUGUAUUUAUUUGUUGAACUGUAAUUGUAGCCAGGCUGUUUUAUUUGUAGGAUUAAUAAAACAAAUAAUUCUAGACAAUAAGAGUCUAAUUUACCGCCCAAGCAGAGUUAGCAUCAUUAGCCACCGGUUGCUACAAGAUCCAGAAGGAUUAAAUACAAAAGCUAGAGGUGACAUUCAGUGUCAGGGAUGUUAAACGGUGAUUUAAAAGGACGACCGCUUUAGGAAUUGUUGAACAUGUCCUCCGAGGAGGAUUCUUCUCAGGCCUCCUCUUCUUCCGUUUCCCCCCCUACAUCGUCCUUCUCAUCACCUCCCCCUGUGUCCCACUUCAUCGGGAGGAAGGAGGACAUCGUCAGAGCUGGGCGUGUGACCCAGCUGGUGAACGGGUGCAGAGAUGUACUGGUGUUGCACCACCAGGGUCAGCUUUAUGCAAUGGACAAACACUGCUACCAUGCAGGAGGUGCCCUACAGAAUGGAGACAUUGAGGAGUUUAACGGGCUGCUGUGUAUCGUGUGUCCAUGGCACAAGUACAAGAUCACACUGGCAGAGGGGGAAGGACUUUACCAAGCUGUGGACAAUCCGACGGCUAGACCCCUGAGAACACACUGGCGCUCAAAAGGUGUCAAACAGAGGAUUCACAAGGUCGCCGAGGUCAACGGGGAUGUGUAUGUAACACUGAAUGACUCGGGCGAGGCCAUCGAGUCAGACGUCUACCAAACGGAGAAAUACAGGACUAUGUUCCAGGCGGUCCAACCAAAACCAAAACCCAGGAAAUAGACGGACCCUCGCUUAUGCUUCUGGAUUAUUUCAGGGACAUUUUUGCAUGUUUUGUAUUGUAAGAUGGUAAAUGGACUUGAGCUUGAGUAGUGCUUUUCUAGUCCUUUGUCUACUCAAAGUGCUUUUACA